AUGUUCACAAGUAUAGCUAUGACCAUUGGUAUACUGGUAGUUUGUUUUACUGCAUCCAAAUCACCAGUUCCAAAAUGUGAACUUAAUUUUAAAGUAAUGGCCAACAAUCCAAUUGACUAUAAUUAUGAUCCACGAUCUGUCGCCAUAGGCGACUUCAACAAUGAUACUUGGCUGGAUAUUGCUGUUGCCAAUUAUGCUGCUGAUAAUGAUGGUCAAGCGGAUAUAACAGUGGCCAAUCAUGGUACUAAAAAUCUUGUAACGUUUUUGGGACGUGGAAACGGAACAUUUGAAAAUCAAGCAAGUUACGGAGUAAGUUUGAAUUUUGAUCCAUUAGUGGUUGGUGCUGGUAAUUUCGAUAAAGAUGAACGUUCAGAAAUUGUUGUCGCAUAUGAAGACAUGGAUAACGUAGAUGUGUUUGUUACAUAUGACACCGGAUCUUUUGGUCAUCAAAUAACAUAUAUAACUGGCUAUUGGUCAAAUUUUCUAGCUGUUGGGGAUUUUAAUAACGACACUCGAUUGGAUCUCGUUGUUGCUCAUGGACAAAACGAUAUUGUAAGUGUCCUUCUCGGAUAUGGGAAUGGUUCUUUUGCAAAUCAAACAAUAUAUUCAACUGGCUCUGGGCCACAGUCACUAGUUGUUAAUGAUUUUAAUAACGACAAUCGAUUGGAUAUUGUCGUCGCUAAUUAUUAUAACAACACUGUAAGUGUCCUUCUCGGAUAUGGAAAUGGCUCCUUUGCAAACCAAAUGAUCUAUUCAACUGGCUCUUACCCAAUUUUUGUAACUGUUGGUGAUUUUAACAACGACAACCAACUAGAUAUCAUCAUCGUUAAUUCUGGUUAUAGCACUGUAAGUGUCCUUCUUGGAUAUGGGAAUGGCUCUUUUGCAAAUCAAAAGACAUAUCCAACUGGCUCUGGACCAUCAUCUGUAGUUGUUGGUGAUUUUAAUCACGAUACUCGACUGGACAUCGUCGUCACUAAUUUUUAUGGUAAAAGUGUAAGUGUCCUUCUCGGAUAUGGGAAUGGUUCUUUUGCAAAUCAAAAGACAUAUUCAACUGGUUCUUCGCCAAGCUUUGUAGCUAUUAGUGAUUUUAAUAACGACACUCAUCUGGAUAUCGUCGUCGCUAAUUCGGGGGACAACACUGUAAGUUUCCUUCUUGGAUAUGGCAAUGGCUCUUUUGCAAAUCAAAAGACAUAUUCAACUGGCUAUUGGCCAAGCUCUGUAGCUGUUGCCGAUAUUAAUAAUGACACCCAUCUGGAUAUUGUUGUUGGUAAUGGGAAGAACAAAACUUUCAGUGUACUUCUUGGAUAUGGUAAUGGCUUUUUUGCAAAUCAAAUGAUAUAUUUAACUGGCUCUAACCCAUUUUCUGUAGCUGUCGGUGAUUUUAAUAAUGAUACACGGCUGGAUAUCGUCGCUGCUACUGCGAAUGGGAAUAGUGUUAGUGUACAUCUCGGGUAUUCGAACGAAAAUUUUUUAAAUCCAAUGAAGCUCAUAACUGGCAAUGGAUCUCGACCUAGGUCAUUCGCUAUUGGGGAUUUUAAUAAUGACGGUCAAAUAGAUAUUGUUGUUGCGAAUUCAGGCACUAACAACGUCGGUAUUUUUCUGAGAUAUGGCAAUGGUUCUUUCGCAAAUCAAAUGACAUAUUCAACUGAUUCCUCUCCAUGGUCUGUUGCUGUUGGUGAUUUCAACAAAGAUGCGAUACUUGAUAUUGUCGUCGCAAAUCAUGGCAAUGACAAUGUUGGUGUAUUUCUUGGAUGCUGUAAUGAUAUAUAUGAAAAAACAAAAAUCGAUGAAGAUGCAUCAUCGUCGGAUUAG
This is a messenger RNA of Rotaria sordida, 1812 nucleotides long. Lineage: Eukaryota; Metazoa; Rotifera; Eurotatoria; Philodinida; Philodinidae. The record is from the annotation of a GenBank genome assembly.